Molecule: messenger RNA, 2593 nt
Organism: Doryrhamphus excisus (bluestripe pipefish)
Lineage: Eukaryota; Metazoa; Chordata; Actinopteri; Syngnathiformes; Syngnathidae
Source: RefSeq, a predicted model, not a curated record
AGGGUUUCUCCCCGGUGUGCGACCUCAUGUGUCUCAACAGAGACGAAUGAACGCUGAAGCUCAUGCUGCAGACGGAGCAGGCGAACGGUUUCUCACCGGUGUGCGUUCUCAUGUGGUUCACAAACGUGGACUGAAAUCUAAAGGUCAUGUCGCACACGGAACAGGAAAAGGGUUUCUCUCCGGCGUGGACUUUUGUGUGCGCUAUCCAAUGUUCCCUCUGUGCGAAUCUUUCGCUGCAGAAGGAGCAGGAAAUGAGUUUCUCUCCCGUGUGACACCUCAUGUGUCUUCGCAAGUUCUUCCUGUGGGCAAAGGCUUUGUGGCAACGGGAGCAUUUAAAGCGUUUGUUGUCACCGUGACGUGACGCCAUGUCCGCUUUCGAGUCUUCGUCGUCGGUGUCGGGGGAGCGCGACGUGGCGUCGUCGCUAUCUGAUAGCGGCGCCAAGAGGCUGUCUGCUUCUGAUCUUCCCGUCUUCUCGCCUUGACCGUGAUCCAGCGCUGAGCGCCGGGCUUCUUCUUCGUCCUCUUCGCUCUUCACGACCACUCGAGUGACUGGAAACUUGCCCGGGUCAGCCUCCUCCUUCUCCUCUUUAAUGCGGGGGGGCUGGCGCUCCUGCCGCUCAGGGGGGACAUCUUCCUCACCGACGUCUGGAGGACACAAGAGGACCAACACAUGUCAUACUUAGGAGCUGUCAGUCAAACUGCCGUUAUGGAAUUGUGCCUCUGUUUUCGUCCACUGCAGCCUGGAAGCAUGCCGGACCACGUGACGCUGCCAAACCAUUAUUAUUAUUAUUAUUAUUAUUAUUAUUUUCUACCGUCUGGAACGGAUCAAUUGGAUUGACAUCAUGUCCUAUGGGAAACAUUGCUUGGUUUUUCGUCAAAUGAAUAACGAAAACCGAGGCACCGCUGUACUGUUGCGAAGCCAACAAACCCGCUCCCUGCGACUCCAAUCGUGGCCUGAAAACGGCGUCCAGUAGUUGACGUUGUCGCUCGUUCUCCUCUUUUGUUCGAGAAAGUUCCUCCUCGUACUCUGCUAUGGUUCUUUCCAACACUACAAAUAUUUCUUCAACAGCCGCAGUUAGUCGCUGAUUCACCAACGCUCUCAGCAUUUGGACUUGACACAUUUUCACACGAUCCCGACGCUUGGCUGCUUUGUUGUUGCUAACUUCCGCGUCCCUUUUGUUUGCAGCUAGCAUGCACGGCUAGCUGGAGGAAGUGGGUUAACCCGCACGAUUCGACCCCUGGGUUUCUACGGUCACGUGACAUACACGGCGUAUUACGUGAACGACAACAACGAAACAGACUCCACGAAAUGUGUCGAACAACAGUGUUGGUUAAACUGCCCCGACGCUAGUGUCGUUGGGGGAAGUGACGUCAUGCAGGACGGUUGCCUUCCUUUUUCGGCUUUGCGAGCAUCCGUGAAGAAAAUACAAUUUCAGCGGGUUGGAGUUGCCCCUGAGCGGCAGGAGUGGAGCUCCAGGCCGGAGGGGGGGGAGCCCCGGCCCCCCGGCAUCAAAGAGGAGCGAGCGUGGACCCAGGAGGACGUCGGCACGUUUCCUGUGAUUUGUGUGAUUGUGAAGAGCGAAGACGACGACGGGGACGCUCGGCGGUCGCAGCUCGAUCGCGGUCCAAGCGAGGAGACGAGAAGAUCAGAAGACGGCGACCUCGCCUCGCCGCCGUCUGAUGCCGACGACCAGGGAGGCCCCGAAGCCGAUGGGACGCGGGACGCGGACCGGGCGGACGUGAAAUGCGAGCGAGCCUUUGACAGGAAGACGACUCUGAAGCGACACGCGAGGGACGGCGCGGGAGACGCCACAUUCAGAUGUUCGGCUUGUGGCGAGACGUUCGCUCAAAGGGAAGAUUGGGCGGAGCACACGAGAAGACACGCGGGACCAAAAACCUUCUCUUGUUCGGUCUGCAACAUGAUGUUCAGUUUCCAUUCCACGAUGAUGAGACACAUGAUCACGCACACGGGCGAGAAGGCCUUCACGUGCUCCGUCUGCGGUAAAGGUUUCUCUCGAAAGAUGAAUUUGAUGACGCACACGAGGACGCACACCGGGGAAAAGCCCUUCACGUGUUCGGUCUGCAAGUCCAGCUUCAGGUUCCAGUCCACGUUGGUGAACCACAUGAGGACGCACACCGGCGAGAAACCUUUCACCUGCUCCGUCUGCGACAUGAGUUUCAGCGUCCAUUCCUCGUGGUUCCGCCACACGAGAACGCACACCGGAGAGAAACCCUUCGUGUGCUCUGUUUGCGGCAAAGGCUUCACUCGGAAGGUCAAUUUGAAGGAACACACAAUAACGCACACGGGGGAGAAACCCUUCUCCUGCUCCGUCUGCAACGCCAGCUUUAGCUUUUAUUCAUCCAUGCUGAGACACGUGAGAACACACAGCGAGUAGAACGCUCGCCAGGUUCCUCAGGUUCCUCAGGUUCCUCAUGUUCAUCAUGCUCCUCAGGUUCCUCAGGUUCAUCAUGUUCCUCAGGUUCCUCGUGUUCCUCAGGUUCCAUGAAGUAAUCAAAGUGUUCUCCUAUGUGCCCUGCCACUCUGGAUGUUUGCUCAUUCAUUGUUGUGUAAUAAACGCCAUCCUCCCCCAAA